AUGACGAUCACCAUACUCAAUCAUCAAAACGAAAGCAUCCUAGGGUAUAGCCUUGUUCGUCUUGUCGGGAAGGUCUCUGGUUCUCAUUCAACCCUCACCGUUCUACAACAACCUGGCAAUAAGAAAACUGAAUGGGAAAUCAAAGGAGGAUACUUUAAGGCCUUGAUCCUUCUUCGAGACGGAAGGAAUCAGUUACAUCUCUCCACUUCAUCCUCUCAGUUGCAUUGGACUCUCACCUACGAUAGCACUCUCAUCAACACAACCGAAUACGAGUCGAGAAACAUUCAACGUCUUCGUCCAGUUUAUAUUUAUUGCAAAGAUCACGAUGGAUCAUUCAAUUCCAUGAAAGAGAGUCAAGGAUCCAAUGAUUUGUCGGCUGCCAUUCGUAAGAUGCAGGUAUGUGCAUUGCUCAUGCAGACCUUCUGCGCAGAGGCACUGAAGAAUGACAAAACAUUUGCCUUAGAGGUUGAGAAGAAUGAUUCCAGUUUGCCUCACGUUUCUGUGUUGCAAUUGAAAAAGUGGACUCGAGAAGAACUGGCCAGUUUGGGUAACAAUUGGGAACAAGAUGGAGGUUGUGAUGGCUAUAAUGCAUUGCAUUCGGAGUUGAAUGAAUUUGAUGGUAACAACUCGAGUGUUGUCUAUUUUGCAGUGCUGGGAGGUUCCUUCUAUGAUCCCGUCACGAAAAAGACAAGAAUGGCUACUGCUUUAGGAGGAGGCAAGUUGGGGUUGUUUGCAGACGUUGCCAUGCAUACGUAUCCAUCGCGGGUGGAUGAAAUUGUCUCUUGUUGGCAAGACUCACGACUCAUUGACGAGAGACAAGUGAGGGAUGAUAGUUGUUUCAGGAAGAGUUUUUGGGCCAAUUUUGCCACCUGUUUGGGAGCAAGUAUGCAUGAAAUUGGACAUUGUUUUGGUUGUCCGCACACACCUGGUGGAAUCAUGUCACGAGGCUUCGAUAACUUUAAUCGCUUUUUCGUUAUCUCAGAACCUGGAGAUGACCAACCAACCUUUGGAAGUGCCUCCUCAGAAAAGGGGGCCUAUUGGGAAGACUCUAGUAUUGAAAUUAUCAUGAACCAUCCUGCUUUUGCUGGAGUUUCAAAAUGUAUCAAAAAACGAAAGGAAAUUGGGAGAUCUUGUUCCAAUCCAAGUGAUGCAAAAUCAACAACGAGAAGUAGUAGUAGCUCUUCGUCACAUGGACAGGGUUCUUCCUCCUCGAUACAUGAAGACACUUCUUCCAUGAUAGACGCUCAUUAUUAUGUCAUUGGACCAGAUGUGAUACAUCAAUCUUCCUUUGAGAAUGUGAAAGGAAAGGAAUGGUUGGAACGACAUGGAGAACGUCCAUUCGCAACAUUCAUAGAACAAUCAAGAAAUGAGAAGGAAAUUUUGCUGUUCGACUCAGGACGAAAUAUGUUAUUGAUGUUGACAAAAUCUCAAGUUCAAUGGAAAAUGAAUGACACAAAGGUGACGACAUGGUAUUUUUUAGGUCAUGGCUAUCCUCUAUUCCUCUCCAAUCCAGAUCAUAAGAAAAUUAUUGAUGCUCAUUGUUGUGUCAUUAGGAAGGAUUAA
This is a messenger RNA of Naegleria fowleri, 1563 nucleotides long. RefSeq lists its product as uncharacterized. Lineage: Eukaryota; Heterolobosea; Eutetramitea; Acrasida; Naegleriidae. The record is from RefSeq and is a predicted model, not a curated record. The coding region runs from base 1 to 1563 and encodes 520 amino acids. The transcript has a single exon.